GGACCCUGCUUCCUGCCCAAGUUUAAACACAGCCCCGAUUCAGAACCGAAAGAGCGUGGGAAAACUCUCGGGUUUUGCGCUGGAAGAUGACUUCCUUCGCACGGCUACAUGCAUGACCCUUCACCGGGAGGACGCGUGGAGAUCCCGAAGCGUGGCGGAGCCUUCGCUGACUUGCACUGCAGUCGCUAGCACGCUACACACCAGCAGCAGCAGCUAACAAUGCCGCACAGCUUGUGGCCGGAGCCGCUGUCAGCGCAGCAGCUGAAGCGCCUGGAGGAGCACAAAUAUAGCGUCGCCGGUCGCUCCUUAUUCGAACCGCCGUGUCAGAUAUAUUGGAACUGGUUGGUACAGCAAAUCCCGACCUGGGUCGCACCCAACACCCUUACCAUUACUGGACUGGUUAUUAAUAUUGUCACGACAGUCAUCCUAGUCUGGUACUGUCCCUCGGCAACAGAGGAGGCUCCGGGGUGGAUCUUUGCCCUCAGUGGCCUGGGCCUCUUCAUCUACCAGUCUCUGGAUGCCAUUGAUGGGAAACAGGCGCGGAGGACCAACAGCGGCUCAGCACUCGGCGAGCUCUUCGACCACGGCUGCGAUGCUGUCUCCACAGUGUUCAUCGCCGUGGGAACGUGCGCGUCCUGCGGAAUGGGGCCGUACCCUAACUGGCUGUUCUUCUGCGGCUUCGUGGGCAUGUUCAUGUUCUUCCUCGUGCACUGGCAGGCCUAUGUGUCUGGCAUGGUACGCUUUGGGGCGGUGGAUGUGACAGAGGUCCAAAUCGCCAUCAUUAUCAUUUACUUCAUGACUGCUGUUGGAGGUGUGGGCAUGUGGGAGACCAGGCUGCCUGUACUGGGAGUGAAGCUGCACACCUUCCCUAUACUGGGGAUUAUCGGCGGCUUCCUGUUGUCUUGUUUCAACUACUUCCAGGUCAUCCUUAAAGGGGGUGUGGGCAAGAACGGCUCCACUGUGGCUGUGAGUGCAGACACUAGCGUGCUGUCCCCAGGGGUGCACAUUGGCCUGGUCCUCACUCUGGCCUUCAUCAUCUUUAAGAAGUCCUCCAGCCAGCUGUUUGAGCUACACCCCUGUCUCUACAUCCUCACCUUCGGCUUUGUCUUCGCCAAGAUCGCCAUCAAACUGAUCGUGGCUCACAUGACCAAGAGCGAGCUCCAUCUCCAGGACACAGCCUUCAUCGGGCCUGGCCUCCUCUUCCUCAACCAGUACUUCAAUAGCUUCAUAGAUGAGCACUUUGUUCUUUGGAUUGCACUGAUCCUCUCCCUGGUGGACCUGACUCGCUACUGCACGGGUGUGUGUCUGCAGAUCGCCGCCCACUUAAAGAUUCAGGUGUUCAGCAUCACUCCGCAGGUCCACUCCCACCGCGACUGAUUGCCCGCAGAGUUGGAGGAGACUGGGGCAGGGUCCGGUGAAGGUACUACCCAGCUACUGGCUGGAGCUCUGGAGGACACCUCAUACCAGAGCCUUACCAGCCUUGACACUGUAAACGCCUACAAUUAGAUCAGACCAUUCACCACAACUGAGCCAAACUAGUAGAGAGCACACAUUGUGGGGUUUAUUACUGGAUUUAUUACUUGACAGAAACUGCAGAUGAGGGACUGGAUAUAAUGAUGGAAGUGCUUUGUGUUUUGGAGGUUUUAUCCUUUUAAUGCUUACAAGUUAUAUGCAUUGUAGUUGGGCCAAGCUCAGUCUGUAACCGGUUCUGAAUGAACGAGUGAAUCAUACAAAUUAUGAACUAUAAGCACCAUCUACAACAGUCAAAACAGCAUCACUGGUGGCGUCUUGUUUCGUAAGCCCCAGUAGGUCUGAGCCGGGGUUUCCCAGUCCAUGUUCAAAGACACAUAUAUUCCUCUGAAAAAGUGCAUAACUAAGUCUGUGUUUUUGUGAGUAUAUUAAUGAUAUCCAAUCACCAGCUCACUAAAAAGGAGAAAAAUAACUAAAAUAACAAACUGAAUCAAAAUUGAAGAGUUACUCUUACAUGGUGUCAAAUAUUUGUCCAAGCUGUGCCCUUUAACUUAGAAUUUUUUCUUAAAAUAUUUUAUGUUGAUUUCCAUUGCAUAAAAAUGAGUGUGAAUUUGUAGAGAUUGAGAGAUGGACUCAUCUUCUGGUGUUUCACGUGGGCUAGUAUCAUUCAGAUAAGAAACACCCACUGUCACCUCUUUGUUUUUUGAACUUUGGACUCACAAUACUAAGACUGCCUUUAGUAAAGUAUGUCUUUUAUUUAAAAAAAUGGAAAUCAACAUGUUCAUAUACUAUCUGAUCACAGUCAGAAAGAUAACAUCGCCGGAUAUUUGCCUGGAAAUUCCACAGCAGUUCCCACUGUCCAGUGAUCAUAUUUAUUUAUGGAAUUAUUUAUGAAUUUAUCCCAGCUCUUAAUUUACAGGUUUAAAAAAAUUAGCCAGGCCAUGAUUAAAAGGAAAUACAAACAUAAAAUAAAACCCUCAACCUCAGAUUAUUUUUACAAUGAAAGUCCUAAUGUGCAAUGUUUUGUUCUAAAUGUAGAAUGGCAGGAUCUAAAUGGAAUGGUAUGUUCUGUAUAAUUUGUCACGGGCAACAGGUGCAAAGGGGACCAUAUCUCAGUGUUAACCAGAGACCAGUUAUUGUUUCAGACUACUGACAUCCCAAACCAGCUCUCCCAGGUCCAAGUAUGUGAAUGACCAAAGCUCCACCCCUUUUCCCACUGUUAAGCCACGUGCUUGCAAGCAGGCAGACGGGUCCAGUCUCAUUUGAGAGUCCUUACCACUGGUUGAUGAUGCAUUAACACAGAGACUCCCCCUGCUUUGACGAGCCUCCUCUCAGAGGUCUAUAAAACAGGUCUGUGAUUGGACAGAAGUUAGGUGACAGCCUUAAUGUCUUCAACUUUAAUGUGCUUUUAUUUUAUCCAUGAAUGUGGGUGUGUGAAGCAACCGGAGAGCAAAGCGUGCCACCACCUUCUCUUUUGAGUGCCAUUCCAAGACAUUACAAAUAAUGUACAUUUCUAACUCUCAGGAUGUGGUUUUUCACUGCAAGGAAGCUUCAGUCCAUAUAAACACGUUAUGUACAAAGUAUAUGUGAGUACAGCAGUACUUGAUUCUCAAAGCUUUGUGAUAAUUGGUGUGCAGCUGUGAACAGUUCUUCAUGAUCGUGUGAAAGGCCUCAGGCUUUUAGAGGACCACUAUGUGAUUAGUGCCUAAAAGAGGAACAGCUCGAACCUGCUUCCUGAGGAUCUGUUGUCUUCAGACCAUAGCAGGGUGGGAAAAGGGACUUUGUGUAUUAUAAGGAAUGUGGGCUGGCAGGGGGGUUGUUUAUGACUUGUCAAAUCAAGGGCUAGACUUUGGUGUUUUGAUUUUUCUCAAUAAUAGUAAUUUUAUUUGAUGAUCAAUGCUCUGUUGUUCUUUGAAUAAACUGAAAUGAAUAUGAAAGCAAAGCUGUCUUCACAGAAGUGCUUUCAGUGA
Megalops cyprinoides (Indo-Pacific tarpon) is the source of this 3440-nucleotide messenger RNA. It is a transcript of the gene chpt1, whose product is annotated as choline phosphotransferase 1. NCBI's taxonomy places the organism in Eukaryota, Metazoa, Chordata, Actinopteri, Elopiformes, Megalopidae. Gene Ontology annotation, molecular function: diacylglycerol cholinephosphotransferase activity. Gene Ontology annotation, cellular component: Golgi apparatus; endoplasmic reticulum membrane. The coding region runs from base 220 to 1377 and encodes 385 amino acids. The transcript has 8 exons. Gene Ontology annotation, biological process: phospholipid biosynthetic process. The record is from RefSeq and is a predicted model, not a curated record.